AGCGCAGCGCACUUCGCUCGGUUCACAACGUCGCCGUCGACGUCGUCGUCGCAGUUUAAACAGAAGCAAAACAAAAGAACGGUGCAAUGUUCCUAAGCGAUCAGUGCGUCCUGCGUUCUCAAAACGAGCAGCGAAUUUUCAUGACUUUUGCUCAAGUGUAAAAAUGUGAAACUAACUCGGAACUAACCCCCAACAAUGAAGAACUCAAUUAACAACAAAUCAACAAACAAAUAAUCAAUUGUGAGACAAAGAAAACUAAAAACAACAAACCCAAAGAAACCAAAGAAUCAAGAGACUAAAUAAAGAAAGCAUGUUCGACGUGCCGCCCAAGUGUCCGGCGUUGGCCAACAAGUUGAGCGGUCUGUUUGGGUGGCGCCACACCUACAAGGUGGCCGCCAAGCAUGAGGGCAUACCGCAUGGCACCCUCCACAAAUCCUAUUCACUGACGCUGCCCAAGCGGCCGCCAUCGCCGAGCUACGAUUGCGUGAAGGAGGCUGGCUCAUGGGUGGCGGUGCAUCAUCUGCAGACACAGUCGGGCAUCCUAGAUCCCGACGAUUGUGUGCGCGAUGUGGCCGACGAUCGCGAGCAGAUACUCGCCCACUUCGAGGACUCGGGACCCGAUCCGGGAGUGCCGCAGGGCGGCGGCGAUGGCGCUUCGGGCAGCUCCUCGGUGGGCACCGGCUCACCGGACAUCUUUCGCGAUCCCACCAACACCGAAGCGCCCACCCGCGACUUGUCCACGCCACACAUCGAGGUGACGAGCACCACUUCGGGACCGAUGGCCGGCCUGGGAGUGGGGCUGAUGGUGCGACGCAGCAGCGAUCCGAAUCUGUUGGCCUCGCUCAAGUCGGAGGGCAGCAACAAGCGUUGGUCGGCCGCAGCGCCGCAUUAUGCUGGCGGCGAUUCGCCGGAACGGCUGCUGCUGGACAAGGCUGGCGGCCAGCUGUCGCCACAAUGGGAGGAGGAGGACGAUGCGGCCGCACAGCUCAAGGAGCAGCUGUUGCAGCAGCAGCAACUGUUGCAACCAGCUGCAGCCGGAGGAGGAGCAGGUCAUCAGCCCUUUGCACGCUCCGGUCGACUGUCGAUGCAGUUCCUUGGCGAUGGCAAUGGCUACAAGUGGAUGGAGGCAGCCGAGAAGCUGCAGCAUCAGCAGCAGCCACAACCGUUGCCCAGCAGCUCGCUGCCGAACAGCGCGUACUCAAGCAAAUCGCUGCCACGCGAAAGCAAACGCAAAGAGCCGCUCGGCCAGGCGUACGAAUCGAUACGCGAGAAGGACGGCGAGAUGCUGCUGAUCAUCAACGAGUACGGCAGUCCGCUGGGACUGACGGCGAUGCCGGACAAGGAGCAUGGCGGCGGGCUGCUGGUGCAGCACGUUGAGCCUGGGAGUCGAGCGGAACGCGGUCGCUUGCGACGCGACGAUCGCAUCCUGGAGAUCAAUGGCAUCAAGCUGCUCGGUCUGAGCGAGUCCCAGGUGCAGGAGCAGCUGCGUCGUGCCCUCGAAUCCUCGGAGCUCCGUGUGCGUGUGUUGCGCGGUGAUCAACAGCGUCGCCAGCAGCAACAGCAACAAAGACGCGACUCGAAGGUGGCUGAAAUGGUGGAGGUGGCCACCGUGUCGCCCACACGCAAGCCGCAUGCAGCGCCGGUGGGCACUUCGCUGCAGGUGGCCAACACCCGGAAGCUGGGGCGCAAAAUCGAGAUACUGCUGAAGAAGGGCCCCAACGGUCUGGGCUUCUCGGUGACGACACGCGACAAUCCCGCCGGCGGCCAUUGCCCCAUCUACAUCAAGAACAUUUUGCCACGAGGCGCCGCCAUCGAGGAUGGACGCCUCAAGCCCGGCGAUCGGCUGCUCGAGGUCGAUGGCACACCGAUGACGGGCAAGACACAAACCGAUGUCGUGGCCAUACUACGAGGCAUGCCAGCGGGCGCCACGGUACGCAUUGUGGUCUCGCGACAACAAGAGUUGGCUGAGAUGCCAGUUGGGACUGAGACUGUGGAGAAACAGGUCGGAGGCGCAACAGCAGGAGCAGGAGCAGGAGUUGCUCCUGGAGCUGGAGCUGGAGCAACAGCAGCGCCUGUCUCGAUUCCCGUGCAAAAGUCGAGCAGCGCUCGCUCGCUGUUCCAGCAGCAACAGCAGCAGCAGCAGGCGCAGCUCAAUGAAUCUCAGCACUUUAUCGAUGCGGGCAGCGAAUCGGCAGCGUCCAACGACAGCCUUCCGCCAAGCAGCAGCAGCUGGCACUCGCGGGAGGAGCUGACACUUCACAUACCCGUCCACGACACAGAGAAGGCUGGCCUGGGCGUCAGUGUCAAAGGCAAGACGUGCUCGAACCUAAACAGCUCAUCGGCGAGCGCUGGCAGCGUGAAACACGAUGGCGAUCUGGGCAUCUUUGUGAAGAAUGUGAUCCACGGUGGUGCAGCGUCACGCGAUGGCCGCUUAAGGAUGAAUGAUCAAUUGCUGAGCGUGAAUGGCGUCUCGUUGCGUGGCCAGAACAAUGCCGAGGCGAUGGAGACGCUGCGUCGUGCCAUGGUGAACAAUCCGGGCAAGCAUCCGGGGACCAUAACGCUGCUGGUUGGACGCAAAAUACUGCGCUCGGCCAGCUCCAGUGACAUCCUCGAGCAUAGUCACAGUCACAGCAAUAGCAGUGGCAGUGGCAGCGGCAGCGGAAGCAAUAGCAACAAUUGCAACAACAACAGCAGCUCCAAUGCCAGCGACAAUUCAGGCGCCACUGUCAUCUAUCUGAGUCCAGAGAAGCGUGAACCACGAGGCGGCAGCGGCAACGGACCUGGCAGCGCUGGCAGCGACAUGAAUAGAUGGAGCAAUCCCGUUUUGGAUCGUCUAACCGGUGGCAUUUGCUCCAGCAACUCUGCGCAGCCCACACAUCAGCAACAGCAACACCAUCAGCAACAUCAGCAUCAUCAGCAGCAGCAACAACAACAGACGCCACAAUCGCAGUCGCAGUCACAGCGUCGUCUGCCGCCGCCGCCGGCAACGCUGCGCAACGAGAGCUACUACAUGGCCACCAAUGACAACUGGUCGCCAGCGCAGCUGCAGCUGCUCAAUGGGCACGGCAACACGGCGCUGCUCAUCGAGGACGAUGCGGAGCCCAUGUCACCCACGCUGCCGGUGCGCAAUCACGAUGGUCAACACUGCAACGCGAGCAGCGGAAACACAUCGCAAGCUGGCGCCGGACAGAUGGGGCAGAUGAUUGGUGGCAUCCCAACGCCUGGAGGCGCCACAACAGCAGCAACAACAACAGCAGCAGCCGGUGGAUCAGCAACAUCAGCGGCUGCAGCUGCGGCAAACUUUGAUGCCACCUACUCAUCGCAACUGAGUCUCGAUACAAACAAUUCGGGUGUGGAACAUUUCUCACGCGAUGCGCUGGGACGUCGCAGCAUCUCGGAGAAGCAUCAUGCAGCGUUGGAUGCACGCGAGACGGGAACGUAUCAGCGGAACAAGAAGUUGCGCGAGGAGCGAGAACGCGAACGUCGCAUUCAGCUGACCAAAUCGGCGGUUUAUGGCGGCUCUAUUGAGUCGCUGACACUGACGCGCAUUGCCAGCGCCAAUGCACAGAUGGCGGCUGCGGCGGCGGGCUAUAAGCACGCCAAGACCAGCUCGCACAUUGAGCAGCGCGAGCAGCAGCAGCGGGAACAACAAAUGCUCGCCGCCGAGGCGGAGGCUCGCGAUCAGCUGGGUGACUUGGGGCCAUCGCUGGGACUGAAGAAGUCGUCGUCGCUGGAGUCGCUGCAGACGAUGGUGCAGGAGCUGCAAAUGUCCGAUGAGCCGCGUGCUCAUCAUGCGCUGCGUGCGCCACGCGGACGUGGGCGAGAGGACAGUCUACGAGCUGCGGUCGUCAGUGAACCGGAUGCCAACAAACCACGCAAAACUUGGCUGCUGGAGGAGGGCGAUCACGAGGGCGGCUUUUCCUCGCAGCGCAACGGUCCGUUCCAGAGUUCGCUCAACGAUGGCAAACACGGCAGCAAGUCGCGCGCCAAGAAGCCGAGCAUAUUGCGCGGCAUUGGACACAUGUUUCGCUUUGGCAAGAAUCGCAAGGAUGGCGUUGUGCCCGUCGAUAGCUAUGCCACCUCCACGCUGGUCUCUGCCGCGCCAAACUCAGCUCAACAUCAGCAGCAGCAGCAACAACUGCAGCAGCAGCAACAGCAGCAACAACAAAUUCCAGCUGCUGCUUUGGCGGCUCUUGAGAGGAAUGGCAAACCGCCAGCCUAUCAGCCACCGCCGCCGUUGCCGGCUCCAAAUGCAUCAGGUGGCGGUGGCGGUGGGGCAGGGGGAGCAGCCGUCAAUGGUGGCUCGGCACUCAAUGGUGGGAUUCAUCAGAACGACAUAUUCAAUCAUCGCUAUCAGCAUUACGCCAACUACGAAGAUCUGCAUCAGCAUCAGAUUAGCAGCUGCAGCAGCGAUGAUAUUGGUGUUGGUGGCGUGCAAGAGGCGCUCUCAGAGUCGACGCUCGAAUGCAUGCGACAACAGGUGAUCAGGCAGCGCAUCAAAGUCGAGGCCGAAAGUCGACGCCAUCAGCAUUACCAUUCGCAGCGUAGCGCCCGUUCCCAGGACAUAAGCAUGCAUUCAACGUCAAGCCAACAACAGCAGCAGCAACAGCCUCCUCUGCCUUUACCGCCAUCGGCAGCAGCCCUUCAGCAGCAAUCAAAUGGCGGUCUGCGUCCCAUGAGCAGCUACUAUGAAUACGACACUGUGCAGCAGCAACAGCGUGUGGGCAGCAUCAAGCACAGCAACCACAAUCACAGCCAUGGCUCGCAUCAGUUGCACAACGGCAACAACAACUCGACGCCGUCGCCCAUCAGCGUCAAUGUAGCACAGCCGCAUUGGAAGGCAGCCGCAUUGAAUGGCUUCUCGCCGGCAUCGCUCAACAGCAGUGCACGUAGUCGCGGUCCAUUUGUGACCCAGGUGACCAUACGCGAGCAGAGUGGCAUGCCACAGCAGCAACAGCAGCAGCCCACUUAUCAGACAGUGCAGAAGGCGCAAUCGCAGUCGCAGUCACAAUACGGCAGUGCUGCAGGUGCACAGCCGCAUGCCUCGAAGGUGUGACUAUAGGUGCUGGCGCAUGCGCGCGCCACACGCGACGUUCUCGUGGAGAGUCCACACAGCCGCCACUCGGAGCUGAGCGAAGUGGAGGUCUUCUACUAUGCCACCGAGUGCUAAUCGGAUGGGAAGGAGACGUUGUUUAAGACGCGUGUGAGACGCAAGCGGCCGGCAAAGCAAUUGUCAAAACUGGCAACCAGUUUGAUGCAUAUUCAUAUAUGAAUACAUAUAAAUACUUCUUUUUUUUUUUUGUUUUUUGUUUUUUAAAUUAAUGUUCUUUUUAUACCCAAUUGACAAGGGAAAGUAAGCCCACAUACACACACACUCUCUUCAUCCUCACCACAAAUCAAUAUAUUUAAGCUCAUAUUACAACAAAUUCAAAUACAAUUACAAGAAAUGAAAGUAUUCCAUGUAAAGCGCGCAAUGCGAUGCGCUUAGCUUAAUUUAAGCUUACAAUAAGCAACAAAAUUGCAUUAAUCGAUCGUCUAACUCUAAGUCAAAGACCAUGUAAAUACAUAUUAAUAAUUUCAAUUAAGUUUUGUGAGAGAAUCGAUAACGAAUUCAGUUGAAGCAAGUCUCAAAAACAUUUUGUCAAAAGUCAAACAAAUGCAACUUUCAUCAUUUGGAUUGUAUAAAAUAAACAAACGAACUUAAAUUUAUCACUUGAAAGUAUAUCAAAUCAUGCUGUAAAUAACACACACAUAUAUACACAGGCAUUACCAUUAUCAUAUUUAUAUAUAAUAAUAUCAGUAUAGUUAUCAUAAAUCUUUUUUUUUUUGUUUAGCUAUAAAGCAGUCGCCAUUUUGUGUGCAAAAGUGAAAAAUUGCAAAGUAAAACUUAAAGUCCAUUUAAUUAAUGUUUUCUUAAAUUCAUUCUGAAUACAUAUACAAUAAGCUAUGAUUAUAAAUAUAAUAAACCUAAGUUUAUAUUAGGUACAUAUAAGCCCAGCGAAAUAAUAAACUGGGCGUUUAACAAGAUGCGACUUUGGAUUAGAAAGUACUUAUUAACCAUAUAAUACGAUACGAUACGAUACACAUUCAGUAGUACUUAUACAUUUAUUAUAAUAUUUGUGUAUUAUUUAGUAUUUUGUAUAUUGCAAAAUUCUGUUGCAAAUUAAAUAUUUAAGAUUCCAUAUUCUUAUCACGAA
Molecule: messenger RNA, 6197 nt
Organism: Drosophila albomicans
Lineage: Eukaryota; Metazoa; Arthropoda; Insecta; Diptera; Drosophilidae
Gene: baz
Product: partitioning defective 3 homolog
Exons: 10
Coding region: 311-5056 (1581 amino acids)
Biological process (GO): establishment or maintenance of epithelial cell apical/basal polarity; cell adhesion; microtubule cytoskeleton organization
Cellular component (GO): apical junction complex; cell cortex; apical plasma membrane
Molecular function (GO): phosphatidylinositol binding; protein binding
Source: RefSeq, a predicted model, not a curated record